UUCACUGCCCUUGAAGAUUUACACAAAUGCGUGAGAUAAUUCAAUUAUAUGCCUAUAAUCAUGCCAUACUGCACACGGACUGGUAACUGUUUCAAAAUGAGCCAAUCAGAUUGCUUGUUUUGUGUUUAUAUUACCGGUGGUUUCUCUCCAGUGUUUGUCGCGGUUGCACUAAUAUAGACUAUACAAAUAACGCCAGUAUAAAUGCUGUACAAAUCCCUUGGUUUACUUUUCAAGUCUGCUACAUAUACACUUUGGCUAGCUUACGUCGUGGUGAGCUCUACAGCGCGCAUAAUGGCGUGGAUUUUUAGCACGCUAUUCCGAUACUCAUUUUACGGUUCGACUGCGGCCGGGAUUUCAAAAGAUACAGAACCUUUGCUGCAAUCACGACCCACAAGUAUGGCAGAGCCUCCAGAAUCUUCCUUGCCGCCUCCAGUGCUUGAAAAAUUGCGAGAGUUGAACGCCGAGCUUGCUGAAGGUGAUAUCACUCAGAAGGGAUAUGAAAAGAAAAGAGCCAAACUACUUGGUCCAUACCUGUCAAGAGAUUUAAAUGUUGCUUCACCAAGCAGUCCAAACAUGAAUGAUCACUUUAGUGCUGUUCAAAGGUCAGAGGCCCUUCAGGCAGCCUUGGCAAAAAGACUGACUGUAGCGCAAGAUCCUGACAUGCCAGCUCCAUUCAAAAGACAGUCGCUUAUGAGACGGAAACCAGUAGAGAAUGGUACCCAGCCACAACUUCAUGGAGGCUUUGGAUCUGUCUCUUCACAAGACUCGAUAGGAAACCUGCCACCAAGUGACUACACUCCUCCAGGUUCACUUAGUUCCCAUACCUCAAUCCCUCGGGCAGGCUCUGAGGAAUUUCCUUCUCCUCCUUCUGACAUGUUUUUCCAGCAUCGACAUAGCUCUGGCAGUUUUCCCCCAGUAACCCCUCCCCCAGACUUGACAAGGCAGGCCCCUGCCGAUAAGUUUACUGAUACCAAAGGCAGUCGAGUGAUGCAUAUGUCAUCAGUGCGGACAGUCGAUGAAGAUGACGGCCAAGUAUCAGUGACAAGCAGUAGAGUAUCAACUAAAAUUCAACAGCUUCUCAACACUCUGAAGAGGCCAAAAAGAAAACCACUAGAACAGUUUUACACAGAGGAUGACGACGAACUUCUUGAAGCAACUAAACCCGAUCCAAAUGCACCACGACCAGAGGGACAAACAUUGAGACCUGUCACUGGAGAAUCUCUACAGGUAGCUGAGGAUCUACCCAAAAAUUUAGAGGAGUCUGUGAGCAAGUUUGCUUCAAAAUCUCCAAAAGUUUCCUGCUUUUCUGUUGUGGACAGUCAUGGAAAAACUAACGUCUCUCUUACAUAUGGUAAACUUCUGUCUAGAUCAAUGAAGCUAGCUUAUGCCUUACUAAAUAAGAUUGGCAGUCACAAGGAAGGAACAUCAAUUAUGACAGGGGACAGGGUUGCCUUGGUGUAUCAUGUUGAUGACCCUAUCAAUUUUAUGACAAGUUUUUAUGGUUGUCUUAUUGCUGGAAUAAUACCCGUUCCUAUUGAACCACCUGCAAGCAAAGAUUACCCUGGCUGUCAGCAAAUUGGUUUUCUUCUUGGUAGUUGUGGAGUAUCCUGGGCGCUCACUUCUGAAACUUGUCUAAAAAGUUUACCCAAGGAUGAUACAGGACAUGUCACCACAUUUAAAGGCUGGCCUAAGCUGCAAUGGUUUGUUACAGCAAAUUUAAACAGACAUCCAAAAGAUUGGCAACCACCUUCAAACCUGGACAGAAGUUCACCAGCAUAUAUUGAGGUAUGUGGAUCACUGCAUUACAUGUACAUUCUACACAAACUUUUGGUUGAGACAUUUUUCCAAGUUUUGCAUGAUAUUAUAUUAUAUUUAUUAAUGCUGUUUGUGGGAGAUGCAGUGGGCCACUGGCUUUGGAUUGAGGGGGCAUGUCAAUCCCUGGCCAGGGUCAUUAGCUUUGCAUUGUGUUCUUUGGCAGGACAGUUCCUCUCUCCACCCAGGGCUGCAUGGUUCAAAGUCCAAUUAAUCUUGAGUUUGGAUAAUCUCAAANAUGCGCCAGCGAUGUGGUUACAGAUGGUAACAAAACACAGAGCCACUUGUGCCUUGGUGAGUUCACGAGAUCUUCAUUGGUCACUGCAUGCCAGCAAAGAUGUGAAAGAUAUCAACCUCAGUACCAUUAGAAUGUUGUUACUGGCUGACAGAGCCAAUCCAUGGUCUUUGUCAGCUUGUGACUCUUUUUUAAAUGCUUUUGAGGCUAAAGGAUUAAAGCCUGAGGCUCUUUGUCCAUGUGCAAGUUCUACAGAAACAAUGACAGUUGCCUUAAGAAGACCAGGCAAGCCAGGAACAACUGCCACUGGUCGUGGAGUCCUUUCUCUAUCAGGUCUGAGUCAUGGAGUGGUGAGAGUCGACAAGGAGGGAUCUCUAACGUCACUGACCCUGCAGGAUUGUGGGACACUGGCUGAUAAAAAUUUUUGUAUAAUAUUCUUCUGUUGUUUUUCUCUUGUACAGGUUCAACCUACUUUAGACGAUGGAGCACCAUGGGAGCAGUAUCCUCUGAGUGACUUUGUUAGAACUGGAUUACUGGGAUUCCUAGGACCAGGUGGAUUGGUGUUUGUGUGUGGCACAGCUGAUGGUAUAAUCAAAGUCAGUGGAAGAAGACACAACUGUGAUGAUCUGAAGGCCACAAUCCUAGCUGUUGAUCCAAUCAAAUUUGUCUAUAGAGGCAGGAUUGCUAUCUUUUCUGUCAAUGUUCUCAAGGAUGACAGGAUAGUGGUUGUGGCUGAACAAAGACCACAAUGUACAGAAGAAGAGAGCUUUCAGUGGAUGAGUCAUGUUUUACCCGCAGUUGAUAGCAUUCAUAAUGUUGGUAUUUAUUGCUUGUGUCUUGUAACUCCCGGUGGAUUACCAAAGACAAGUAGUGGUGCUGUGCAUAUUCAUGAGACAAGACAAAAGUUCCUAGACGGAGCGCUUCACCCAGCAAACAUCCUGAUGUGUCCUCACACGUGUGUCACAAACCUUCCUCAGCCAAGACAAAAACACCCUGAGCCUGGUCCUGCUGCUACAAUGGUUGGUAACAUUGUAAUGGGGACAAGAAUAGGAGGCGCUGCAGGGAGGGAGAUAGCAGACAUAGAGGAGGACAGUGAUAUGGCAAGAAAGUACCAAUUUCUGGCAGAGAUUCUUAAGUGGAGAGCACAAACUAUGGCUGAUCACACAUUAUUCACGUUACUGAACGCCAAGGGCACUGUAGCUUCCUUGUUGACUACAAGCCAGCUUCAUAAGCGCGCUGAACGUGUAGCGCAGAUGGCAGUUGAACAAGGUCGCCUCAGUUCUGGUGAUAAUGUCGCACUUCUCUUCACCCCUGGUGUGGACUUUAUAGUGGCGGUCUUUGCAUGUCUGUAUGCUGGUCUCAUUCCAGUUCCCGUCCGUCCCCCUCACACCAACAACAUCAGCUCCACCCUCCCCACCGUCAAAAUGGUUAUCGACGUCAGCAAGUCACGUGCAGUGUUGACCACUCACAACAUCGGCAAGGCGUUAAGAUCUAAAGAAGCUGUGGGAGUGGUGGACAUUAAGUCAUGGCCCACAGUGGUGGAGGUGGAUGAUGCUCCUAAAAAGAAGUUAACAAAUCCUUACAGAGCUCCCACGCCAGAAAUGAUCGCUUAUCUUGAUUUUAGUGUUUCUACAACUGGAAUGCUUUCUGGAGUGAAGAUGUCUCAUUCAGCAGUCACUGCACUGUGUCGUUCCAUGAAGCUCGCUUGUGAGCUCUACCCUUCUCGUGAUAUCGCUGUGUGUCUUGAUCCUUAUUGUGGACUAGGAUUUCUACUUUGGUGUUUGACAGGCGUCUAUUCUGGACACCACACAAUCCUCAUUCCUCCGGGAGACCUGGAGACUAAUCCAGCUCUUUGGUUAUCAGUAGUUAGUCAGUAUAAAGUUCGUGACACGUUCUGUUCUUACCCCGUGAUGGAUUUAUGCACAAAGGGACUGGGACAAUCAAUACCGGCACUCAAGUCUAAGGGCGUCAACUUGACUUGUGUUCGGAACUGUGUUGUGGUUGCUGAAGAGCGGCCCAGAAUAAACCUGACAACAGCGUUUUCAACUCUUUUCUCUGGCCUGGGCCUCUCUCCUCGCGCAGUCAGCACGUCGUUUGGAAGCAGAGCCAAUGUCGCUAUUUGCACGCAGGGUGCCUCGACUCCCGAAGCCUCUAGUGUAUAUGUGGAUACGAAGGCCUUACGAAACGACAGGGUGACGCUAGUGGAACGAGGAAGUCCACACAGUUUAUGCCUCUUGGAAUCUGGCAAGAUUUUGCCUGGUGUCAAAGUAGUGAUUGCUAAUCCAGAAACAAAAGGCAUGUGCGCAGACUCACAUCUCGGAGAGAUCUGGGUCAACAGCCCGCACAAUGGCAGCGGUUACUUCAUGACAGGCGAGGAUUCCCAGACAGAAGAUCGCUUCAACGCUAAACUAACCACUGGGGGCCUGGGAGAGACUGGAGUAACGUAUGCCCGAACGGGGUAUCUGGGAUUCAUCAAAAGAACCGAUUUUACUCAGACCGAUGGAGCUCGGCAUGAUGCCUUAUUUGUGGUUGGCCCGUUAGAUGAGACCAUGAUACUACGUGGUAUGCGGUAUCACCCAGUAGACAUAGAGAACACAGUCACGAGAUGUCACCGAGCAAUCUGCGAAAGGUUAGUGCUUACCUCUCCUCUCCCACCUCCGUUUCCCAUCUACACCUCCGUCCCCCACUCUUCAGUCCCCGAGUGGGAGUGGGGUAAUUAUUUCCAGGUGAUCUCAUCUUGGCGAGAAAAAAUUGAUUUGACAAUGUGCAUAGGUAUGAUAUUUUAUUUCUUUAUAUUCCAGGGCACUGUAGCUUCCUUGUUGACUACAAGCCAGCUUCAUAAGCGCGCUGAACGUGUAGCGCAGAUGGCAGUUGAACAAGGUCGCCUCAGUUCUGGUGAUAAUGUCGCACUUCUCUUCACCCCUGGUGUGGACUUUAUAGUGGCGGUCUUUGCAUGUCUGUAUGCUGGUCUCAUUCCAGUUCCCGUCCGUCCCCCUCACACCAACAACAUCAGCUCCACCCUCCCCACCGUCAAAAUGGUUAUCGACGUCAGCAAGUCACGUGCAGUGUUGACCACUCACAACAUCGGCAAGGCGUUAAGAUCUAAAGAAGCUGUGGGAGUGGUGGACAUUAAGUCAUGGCCCACAGUGGUGGAGGUGGAUGAUGCUCCUAAAAAGAAGUUAACAAAUCCUUACAGAGCUCCCACGCCAGAAAUGAUCGCUUAUCUUGAUUUUAGUGUUUCUACAACUGGAAUGCUUUCUGGAGUGAAGAUGUCUCAUUCAGCAGUCACUGCACUGUGUCGUUCCAUGAAGCUCGCUUGUGAGCUCUACCCUUCUCGUGAUAUCGCUGUGUGUCUUGAUCCUUAUUGUGGACUAGGAUUUCUACUUUGGUGUUUGACAGGCGUCUAUUCUGGACACCACACAAUCCUCAUUCCUCCGGGAGACCUGGAGACUAAUCCAGCUCUUUGGUUAUCAGUAGUUAGUCAGUAUAAAGUUCGUGACACGUUCUGUUCUUACCCCGUGAUGGAUUUAUGCACAAAGGGACUGGGACAAUCAAUACCGGCACUCAAGUCUAAGGGCGUCAACUUGACUUGUGUUCGGAACUGUGUUGUGGUUGCUGAAGAGCGGCCCAGAAUAAACCUGACAACAGCGUUUUCAACUCUUUUCUCUGGCCUGGGCCUCUCUCCUCGCGCAGUCAGCACGUCGUUUGGAAGCAGAGCCAAUGUCGCUAUUUGCACGCAGGGUGCCUCGACUCCCGAAGCCUCUAGUGUAUAUGUGGAUACGAAGGCCUUACGAAACGACAGGGUGACGCUAGUGGAACGAGGAAGUCCACACAGUUUAUGCCUCUUGGAAUCUGGCAAGAUUUUGCCUGGUGUCAAAGUAGUGAUUGCUAAUCCAGAAACAAAAGGCAUGUGCGCAGACUCACAUCUCGGAGAGAUCUGGGUCAACAGCCCGCACAAUGGCAGCGGUUACUUCAUGACAGGCGAGGAUUCCCAGACAGAAGAUCGCUUCAACGCUAAACUAACCACUGGGGGCCUGGGAGAGACUGGAGUAACGUAUGCCCGAACGGGGUAUCUGGGAUUCAUCAAAAGAACCGAUUUUACUCAGACCGAUGGAGCUCGGCAUGAUGCCUUAUUUGUGGUUGGCCCGUUAGAUGAGACCAUGAUACUACGUGGUAUGCGGUAUCACCCAGUAGACAUAGAGAACACAGUCACGAGAUGUCACCGAGCAAUCUGCGAAAGUGCGGUGUUCACAUGGACUAACCUGCUUGUGGUUGUAGUGGAACUUGACGCGGAGGAAAGCGAGGCACUUGACGUCGUUCCCCUUGUGACGUCAUCGGUGUUAAAUGAACAACAGCUGAUCGUGGGGGUGGUGGUGGUGGUAGACCCUGGUGUGGUGCCGAUCAAUUCUCGUGGAGAGAAACAACGAAUGCAUUUGAGGGACGGGUUCCUAGGGGAUCAAUUGGAUCCCAUUUACGUGGCCUAUAACAUGUAGACACUUCUGAGGGUACUGCAUUUAAGCGGUACACGAUCAGUCGUUAAAAUGACUUUCACGUCAGGUUUACGAAUAAACCGUAGGUGUCUUCAAAUUGGCAAUUUGAGCGGUAACUGUUUGUUUGCCUUAUCAAGGGUCACGCGAGAUUUUGAUUCGCUGUGACGUUAUUCAAUGUAUUAAGACACUGCUAACGAUUCAGCUGGUAUUUUCUGUCUUUAACAGAAAACCGCUUUCUGGAGCCUUUCUUUUUGUGCUUUGUUACGUCUGACCGACAUGCACCCCACAUUAAAUAACUUAUGGCAUAGUUUGGGCCGGUCAAUACUCGUAAGCAACAAAUAUUUCAAGUUACACCAAAAAGAGCCUGGUUAUAGUGAAUUCUUCACAGUGCAAGGAAACUGUGUGGUUUUAAUUCACCAAUUUAUCAUGCUUGUAGUUAUUCUCGGCUCCGACUCAGUAAAGUUUCUAGAAUUAAGAAUUAGUUUCUAUUGAGUCAAAUUACGUUUUGACAUAUGCAGGAGAAGUUAUAAAUUAAUUAUUACUGGAAAUGAAAAUUUUCAGAUCCCCAGAAGAACAGGAAUUGAUCGAAGUAUGUUGUAUUAAUUAGACGAAGGAGUUGCCGCAAAACAAAGGGAACACAAAAUUACCUUCAAUCUUCGAAUGAAGUGAAUCACAGACAGUGAUCGACUUCUAGAGUCGUCAUUUCUGGGCUUAGGAAAUAAUCUCCUCAUUGACCGCGCCCGCGGUCGACAUAAAGACUGAAUAUUGUAGUUCUCUAAUUUUACAGAAUGUUGCGUAAUGUUUUGUAUUGUUUUUGACGAAUUACGCGACAUUGUGUGUAGUCUUCUUAGGACUAUAAAUAGUUAAGUUGCCAGUUAGAUAACUUGUUUUUGUAAUUUUUUUUUUGUUUGUGGAAGUUGUAUGAACUGUAACGCAUGUAAUACGGCAUUUGUCUAACGAUGUAACAAUUGUUCAUAGAUUUGUGCGUCACAACAGCAUAAGUUGUCAGAUUUGUUAACUAUUAUGUAAAAAGGCAAUAGCAGAAGUUGCUUCUUAUAUUUUUAUGUGUACAUAAUAAAAGACAUGCAAGUGAAGAAAACGC
Messenger RNA from Orbicella faveolata, 7639 nucleotides. RefSeq names its product disco-interacting protein 2 homolog B-like. Lineage: Eukaryota; Metazoa; Cnidaria; Anthozoa; Scleractinia; Merulinidae. The record is from RefSeq and is a predicted model, not a curated record.